AUGUCAGACUCGGCAGUCCGAAUUGCGAUUGACACUGCUCUGGAUAAGGUUGCUAAACAACUCCGCGAAUUGAAUCAUGAUAUAUGGUCCAACCCCGAACUUGCCUACGAAGAACACCAAGCGCACGAUAACAUCUGUAACUUCCUUGAAAGCCAAGGUUUUACAGUCACCAGACAUGCCUAUGGUGUCGAUACUAGCUUCGAAUGCAUCAGUGGCACAGAAGGUCGCCUGGUCAACUUCAACGCAGAGUACGACGCAUUGCCUGAUAUUGGACAUGCUUGUGGACACAAUCUUAUCGCAACCAGUAGCAUUGCGGCAUUUUUAGCAUUGAGCCAUCUACAGAAGGAGUUUGGGGUUGGCGGUCGCAUUCAGUUGCUUGGUACACCUGCGGAAGAGAACGGUGGAGGUAAAGCCAAAUUGCUCAACGCUGGGGCUUACAAGGAAGUUGAUGUUUCUCUGAUGGCUCACGGAGGACCAAAGAAGAUGGUUGGAGUGCCAGCCGAUGGUGUAGCUGGAGUCCUAAUGAAUGCCCGGAAGGAGCUAUGGGUAGAGUACUUUGGAAAGAAUGCACACGCCGGAGGAAACCCAUGGGAAGGUGUUAAUGCGCUGGAUGCACUGGUGACCGCAUACAACGGUGUCUCCACCCUAAGACAGCAUAUUCUCCCCGAUGAGCGAAUUCACGGUGCAUUCUUGGAUGUGCCCAAGGUUGCCAACAUUAUUCCAGCAUACACCAAGUCUUACUGGCAGAUCCGAAGUCCGACUUUGGGUGGACUUGAUAAGCUUAUUGCAAGAGUUCGGCGGUGUAUGGAGGGCGCCGCUACCACCAGCGGUUGCACAGUAAAGAUUGAGGAGGAGGGGCUGUAUACGGAUAUUGUCUUGAAUGACACCCUUUGUGAUCGAUAUACCACUCACAUGAAAGGAUAUGGGAAGAACAUCAUUCAGAAGUACGAUAAGGUCUUGACCGGCUCAUCUGACGUUGGGAACGUAAGCUAUGCUGUUCCGACACUUCACUCGACAUUUGCCAUCCCAACCCCCGAAGGCUCCUACCCACACCAUCCCUCGUUCACUGCCUGUGCUGGCACCGACGAAGCACACCAGGAGGCUAUUACUGUCGGUAAAGGGCUGGCUCUCCUAGGCUGGGACAUGUUGACCAAUGACAACCUCUUCAGCACCGCUAAGUCUCAAUGGGAAGGACAAAUUCCGAGCAAGGCCGAGAACUGA
Penicillium atrosanguineum is the source of this 1221-nucleotide messenger RNA. Its product is annotated as M20 family metallopeptidase. The record is from RefSeq and is a predicted model, not a curated record. NCBI's taxonomy places the organism in Eukaryota, Fungi, Ascomycota, Eurotiomycetes, Eurotiales, Aspergillaceae. The transcript has 5 exons. The coding region runs from base 1 to 1221 and encodes 406 amino acids. Gene Ontology annotation, molecular function: dipeptidase activity.